AUGGCUGCCAUCGAGAGUUUUGACAAUAUCUACUUGGAUCUGUCCAAGGAGAGCGGAAAGUCGAGAUUCGCGGAAAAUGGCUUGGGAUGGAAACCUGCGGGUGGCGGCGAAGCGUUCACUCUUGACUCGAGCAACAUCGGCGGUGCUCAAUGGAGCAGGGCGGCGAGGGGCUAUGAGGUCAAAAUCCUGUUGCGAAGCUCUGGCGUAGUUCAGCUCGACGGUUUCCACCAAGAAGAUUACGAGCGCCUUAGCAAGAUCUUCAAGAACUGGUACAGCGUGAACCUCGAGAACAAGGAACACUCUCUGAGAGGAUGGAACUGGGGCAAGGCUGAGUUUAGCAAAGCCGAGCUUACUUUCAACGUCCAAAACCGACCGGCCUUUGAGAUUCCUUACUCCGAGAUUUCCAAUACAAAUCUUGCCGGAAGGAACGAAAUCGCAGUCGAGUUCGCCGGCAACGAUGGCGGCAAGUCGAACGGUCACAGCGGAACAGGCGGAAAGGGCAAGAAGGCGUCGGCCGGCAAGGAUCAGCUGGUCGAGGUGCGCUUCUACAUCCCUGGAACAACAACACGAAAGGAGGCCGAGGGUGGUGAGGCUGGUAGCGACGCCGAUGAAGAAGAGAAGAACGCCGUGACUCUGUUCUACGACACCCUUAUUGAGAAGGCCGAGAUUGGUGAGACGGCGGGUGAUACUAUCGCUACAUUCCUCGAUGUGCUACAUCUCACCCCCAGAGGACGUUUCGACAUCGACAUGUACGAUGCUUCCUUCCGUCUCCGUGGCAAAACAUACGACUACAAGAUCCAGUACGAUGCUAUCAAGAAAUUUAUGGUGCUCCCCAAGCCGGACGACCUCCAUUUCUUGCUUUGCAUUGGUCUCGACCCGCCCCUUCGUCAAGGUCAAACACGUUAUCCAUUUGUGGUGAUGCAGUUCAAGGCGGACGAAGAGGUGACUCUUGACCUGAACAUCACUGAGGAGGAACUCAACGGAAAAUACAAGGACAAGCUUCAGAGCCACUACGAGCAACCACUUCAUCAGGUUGUGGCGUACAUUUUCAAGGGACUUGCGAACAAGAAAGUCACUACACCCGCCAAGGACUUUACAACGCACCGUCAGCAGUACGGCAUCAAGUGCUCUAUCAAAGCCAGUGAAGGAUUCCUCUACUGCUUGGAGAAGGCGUUUAUGUUUGUCCCCAAGCCGGCCACGUACAUCUCAUACGAACAGACACAGUCCAUUACGUUUUCACGCGUGGGCGGCGCGGUCUCGGCACUGUCGACAUUCGACAUUACAGUCCACAUGAAAAACGGCGCGGGCUCAUCCCAAUUCAGCAACAUUAACCGUGAAGACUUGAAGGCUCUCGAGGAAUUUUUCAAGCUCAAAGGACUGCGUGUCAAGAACGAAAUUGAUGAUGACACCAACCUUAUUUCCGCCGCCUUGGGCGAUGACGACAUGGCUAGCUCGGACGAAGAGGCUGUCGGCCCAAAGGCUGAUCGUGGCUCCGCUGACGAGGAUGAGGAGAGCGUGGAUGAGGACUUCCAGGCUGAGUCCGAAAGCGACGUGGCGGAGGAAUACGACAGCAACCAUGAGAGUGAUGGGUCGGGCAGCGAGGAGAGCGACGUCGAUAAUCGGGUCGAUGAUGAGGAUGAGGAUAUGGAUGAUGACGAGGGAGAGAAGCGCCCCAAGAAGAAGAAGAAGACGGCUUAGGUUUAUUUUCCAUGUUGGCGCGUCGUUACUUGUUUGAUUAAAAAGCCAGAUCACAGGCUGGAAGGCAGGCAGGCAGCUGGGUAUUUGGGGCGUUCCGGUACUUUCGUGACACGAAUAUGUGUUAAUUCUGUAUUUUCUCUACCUCAUAUCGAUGCGAUGCUUGGGCGUCAAAGAAGACAUUCCCAACGG
Neurospora tetrasperma FGSC 2508 is the source of this 1887-nucleotide messenger RNA. RefSeq lists its product as uncharacterized. Gene Ontology annotation, molecular function: nucleosome binding; DNA binding; histone binding. The transcript has 5 exons. The coding region runs from base 1 to 1698 and encodes 565 amino acids. Gene Ontology annotation, cellular component: nucleus; FACT complex. The record is from RefSeq and is a predicted model, not a curated record. Lineage: Eukaryota; Fungi; Ascomycota; Sordariomycetes; Sordariales; Sordariaceae.